AUGUCUCAAAGUUGGAUCCUCUGGAAGCGGUCCCUGAUUACCGGCGGUGGAAUUAUUGGAAGCGGUGUGCUACUGUACAAAUUCACGACUCCUACCGAGGAACAGUUGAUCGCUAAAUUAUCCCCCGAGCUGAGAGCAGACUAUGAACGCAACAAAGAAUUGCGGAGGAAAGAACAGGAGAUGUUGAUGGAGAUCGUCAAACAGACGGCAGCGUCGAACGAUCCGGUGUGGAAGACAGGGCCGAUUGUGUCGCCGUGGGACCGGGACUUUACGCCAUCGAGGGAAAGUUUAUUAGUGAAGAGAGAGCGAUUUGAGAAAGAGCAGGCGGAGAAAAAACAGCGCGAAGAGCUCGAGCGUCUGAAAGCCGAGGCCAAGCUUGUGCAGACCGAUGAGAGCAAAAGCAGGGGGUGGAAGUUCUGGAAAAGAGAAUAA
Molecule: messenger RNA, 432 nt
Organism: Ogataea parapolymorpha DL-1
Lineage: Eukaryota; Fungi; Ascomycota; Pichiomycetes; Pichiales; Pichiaceae
Product: Assembly factor CBP4
Exons: 1
Coding region: 1-432 (143 amino acids)
Biological process (GO): mitochondrial respiratory chain complex III assembly
Cellular component (GO): mitochondrial membrane
Source: RefSeq, a predicted model, not a curated record